Diabrotica balteata is the source of this 668-nucleotide messenger RNA. The record is from the annotation of a GenBank genome assembly. Lineage: Eukaryota; Metazoa; Arthropoda; Insecta; Coleoptera; Chrysomelidae.
GAAAAUUCCGUCAAAAUAUAUUUUUUUAGUCGAUGCCUAUACAUAUUUUUAAAAGAAAUAAGGAUUAAUAUUAAUUUUUAAAUGAAAUUACAAUGGAUACAGUUAGAGAACACAAAGAACAAAUAACAAGCGAAUACGUAAUUCCUUUUUUUAUAAUUUUAACCAGCUUUUUAUGUUCGUGCUAUAUCUUCAAUACAUGUAGAAAAAUAAGAGUUAUAAAGCCUGAAGAGCACUUUCGAGAGUUGCUGGAAGGGGAACCUACUAACAAUAUAGAGCUGGAAUACCGAAAUGAGGAACUCGUGGAACUCCCCUCGGUAGAUGAAGUGAAAAUAUCUAUAGAAAAACUAAGGAACCACAAGUCCCCAGGUAGCGAUGACAUCCCAGCAGAGUUAUUUAAGCACGGUGGAGAGCAGCUCACUAAGGUGAUGCGAGAAAUUGUUUGUAGAAUUUGGUCUGAGGAUCAAAUACUUGAAGAAUUGAGUUUAGGCUUUAUUUGCCCGUUAUACAAAAAAGGUUACCAACUGGAAUGCAAUAAGUACCGCGGAAUAACUCUCCUAAAUACAGCAUACAAGAUAUUGUCAAACAUUUUGCACAAGAGAUUAAAGCCUUAUACCGAAAUGUUUCUAGGAGAAUCAGGCAGGAUUCAGGCGUGGACGUUCAACCAUUAA